CUAGCAGUCAGCAUCUAUGUAGAUGUUCUUUCCUCCUUUUGUGCAACACCCCUUUCCUCCUACAGACCACCCAAGCCCUAUAAAUAAUCCAAGGACUGUAUUUUUCCUCCAGAUUUCUCUUCAGACCUCAAAGGAAAAAUAUCAGGCAGAGGAAGGGAGAGAGGGAGAAGGGAAAGUGAGGAAGGGAGAGAGAGAGAGAGACAGAAAGAGGAAAGAUGGCUAGUGAAUUCAAAAAGAAAAUAUUCUGGAGGGCAGUGGUGGCAGAGUUCCUGGCCAUGAGCCUUUUUAUUUUUAUCAGCAUUGGCUCGGCUCUGGGCUUCAACUUCCCCGUGGUGGCCAACAAGACAUCGACGAGGUCCCAGGACAACGUGAAGGUGUCGCUGGCGUUCGGGUUAUCCAUCGCUACGAUGGCGCAGAGCGUGGGCCACAUCAGCGGGGCGCACCUGAACCCCGCUGUCACCCUGGGGCUGCUGCUCAGCUGCCAGAUCAGCAUCUUCAAGGCGCUCAUGUACAUCCUCGCCCAGUGCCUGGGGGCCGUGGUGGCCACUGCCAUUCUCUCGGGAGUCACCUCCUCUCUCCCAGGAAACUCCCUGGGGCUUAAUGCUCUUUCGGAGGGAAUCAACGCAGGCCAAGGGCUGGGCAUUGAAAUCAUCGCCACCUUCCAGCUGGUGCUGUGUGUCCUGGCCACCACAGACCGCAGAAGGAACGACGUCUCGGGCUCAGCUCCUCUGGCCAUCGGGCUCUCCGUUGCCUUGGGACAUCUCCUCGCUAUCGAUUACACUGGCUGCGGAAUCAACCCGGCCAGAUCUUUCGGCUCGGCGCUGAUCGCCAACAACUUUGAAAAUCACUGGAUCUUCUGGGUUGGCCCAAUCAUUGGAGGAGCAAGCGCUGCCCUGAUUUACGACUUCAUCCUGGCACCCAGAACCAGUGACCUCACCGACCGCAUGAAGGUGUGGACCAGCGGCCAAGURGAAGAGUACGACCUGGAAGGGGAUGAUAUGAACUCCCGGGUGGAAAUGAAGCCAAAAUAAAGAAGGGCAUGGAGAGAUGAAAAAUUAAAAAAAAAAAAAAAAAAAAAAAAA
Malurus melanocephalus (red-backed fairy wren) is the source of this 1082-nucleotide messenger RNA. RefSeq names its product aquaporin 1 (Colton blood group) (gene AQP1). The record is from RefSeq and is a predicted model, not a curated record. Lineage: Eukaryota; Metazoa; Chordata; Aves; Passeriformes; Maluridae. Gene Ontology annotation, cellular component: membrane. The transcript has 4 exons. Gene Ontology annotation, molecular function: glycerol transmembrane transporter activity; water channel activity; ammonium channel activity. Gene Ontology annotation, biological process: hyperosmotic response; renal water transport; carbon dioxide transmembrane transport. Bases 216 to 1031 code for a protein of 271 amino acids.